Molecule: messenger RNA, 1127 nt
Organism: Rosa rugosa (rugosa rose)
Lineage: Eukaryota; Viridiplantae; Streptophyta; Magnoliopsida; Rosales; Rosaceae
Product: photosystem II 22 kDa protein, chloroplastic
Exons: 4
Coding region: 164-994 (276 amino acids)
Source: RefSeq, a predicted model, not a curated record
GGUCACUCUAAUUGCCCAUCAACUAUGCUCACACACCAUAUCCACAUCUCUCUGUAAGAUUGAAACUACUGGUCUCAAACACACCUCUAGUAUCCUCCUUAAAUUGGGUUUGUGAGAAAAGAUAGUAGUCUUCUGCAAGAGCAAUUAUAACUCCAGAUAAACAAUGGCUCAAACCAUGUUGCUCAUGUCUAGUAGCAGUGUGGCUAAAACCAAUGUGGUCGAUUUGAAGUCAUCGGACCCUUUACUUCAGCUACAAGUUCAGAGACUUAGACCCAAGUCAUUCUCUCAGCUUGUGUUCAGGCCACUCCCUUCUUCGACCACUUCGUUGAGAUCAUCAGGCGUGGUUGCUCUCUUCAAAUCGAAAACCAAAGCCCCUGCCAGCAAGAAGGCACCAUCGCCGAAGCCCAAAGUUGAAUCUGGUAUCUUUGGAACAUCCGGAGGCAUUGGUUUUACAAAGGAGAAUGAGCUCUUCGUGGGUCGUGUUGCCAUGAUUGGUUUUGCUGCAUCCUUGUUGGGAGAAGCAAUUACAGGAAAAGGAAUUCUUUCACAAUUGAAUUUGGAGACUGGAGUUCCAAUCUAUGAAGCUGAGCCUCUUCUUCUCUUCUUCAUCCUUUUCACUCUGCUUGGAGCCAUUGGAGCUCUUGGUGACCGUGGUAGCUUUGUGGAUGAUCCUCCCACCGGAAUUGAGGGAGCGGUUAUCCCUCCAGGGAAAGGUAUCAGAGGUGCCUUGGGUCUCAAGGAAGGAGGUCCUCUGUUCGGAUUCACCAAGGCGAAUGAGCUAUUCGUAGGAAGAUUGGCUCAAUUGGGAUUUGCAUUCUCUCUAAUAGGAGAGAUCAUCACAGGGAAGGGAGCUCUAGCCCAAUUAAACAUUGAGACUGGAGUCCCCAUCAAUGAAAUCGAACCUCUUGUGUUGCUCAAUGUCGUCUUCUUCUUCCUUGCUGCAGUGAACCCCGGGACCGGUAAAUUCAUCACAGAUGAAGGUGAAGAAGAGUAGGAAACUUGUCGACCAAAAACAGAGUAGGGAACUUUAUUAUGCUCACAAGAAUCAUUUGAAAUCAUGUAUGAGAUAGAUAAUACUACUCUUGAUCUCUUCCUUUCUCUAAUAUUUAUCUCAUCAAUCUUCUAUA